Sipha flava (yellow sugarcane aphid) is the source of this 966-nucleotide messenger RNA. RefSeq names its product zinc finger MYM-type protein 1-like. Lineage: Eukaryota; Metazoa; Arthropoda; Insecta; Hemiptera; Aphididae. The record is from RefSeq and is a predicted model, not a curated record. The transcript has a single exon. Bases 1 to 966 code for a protein of 321 amino acids.
AUGUGUGUAUUAUUUUCAAAUGAAACAUUGGGGAAAGGUAGCUCUGUAAAAGUAGGAGCAUUUGUUAAUAAGCCAUUUAUUAAAUGGAAAAAUGCUCUAGAAUAUUUUAUAACGCAUUCAAAUGCUGAUUAUCAUAAAUUAUCAACUUUAAGAGCGGAAGAGUUUGUUAAAAUAAUAGAAAAUAAAACAGUUGAUGUAGCAACCCAAGUAAAUUCUUCUAGGAAAGCUCAAGUUAUCGAAAAUCGCUUAAAAUUAAUAUCAAUAAUAAAAACAAUAAUUUUUUGCGGUCGUCAAGAAUUAGCUAUGAGAGGUCACGACGAUAGUGGGCCAAUUUUUAAUUGUGAGAAAGAUAAUAAUAACGGUAACUUUCGAUCUUUGUUAAGAUUUCGAGCAUUAAGUGGUGAUCUGACUCUAAAAAAUCAUUUGAUGAAUUCAUCGGGAAAAUCGGUUUACAUUAGUCCCAUAAUUCAAAAUGAAAUUAUACAAAUAUGUGGCUCUCUUAUUCAAAAAGAAAUUGUAUUUAAAGUGAACCAAGCAAAAUUCUUUGCUAUUUUAGCAGACGAAGCAUGUGAUAUAUCUCGUAUCGAACAAAUGUCUUUGUGUGUUAGAUAUAUUGAUAACGGUUGUAUCAGAGAAGACUUUUUAAAAUUUGUCCCUAUUUAUGAUGCUAGUGGAAAAGGUAUGGCAUAUACAAUUAUUCGAGAAAUAGGAAAAUUAGGACUUAAAAUAGAAAAUUUAAUCGGGCAAGGUUACGAUGGAGCGAGUGCAAUGAGUGGCUUGUAUAAUGGUGUCCAAAAGUAUAUUAGAGAUGAAAUACCACAUGCACUUUACGUUCACUGCGCGGCUCACUCGCUUAAUUUAGCAACCGGAAAAUCGUGUACCAUUCCUGAAAUACGAAACUGUAUUGGGUCAGCUUCUACAAUUAUAAAUUUCUUUCGAAAAUCUCCAAUGAGAUCGAAGUUUUAA